CCCCCGAAGGAGAGACCCCGCUGCCCCCAGAGCGUCGGCUCUUACCCGGGCCCGUCUUGCUGCAGAGCCCUUUGUGGCUCCCCGGGCCGCUGGGGCCGGGUGCCCGCCGCUCAGCCUGACCACAGCCCUGGGGCGGGGGGAGUGCGGCGCCCCCCGGGCCGUCCUGUGCUGACCACGGCCCCCGCGUGAGGACGCCUGCCCUGGCUGCCGUGCAGACCCCAGAGAUCAGCGGCUGCCCGGGAGGGGGAAGGGCAGGAAGUGACCCCGUGCCGGAGGCCAGGGCUGGGCCGAGACCCCUGACUCCCAGAGCCUGGGCUUCUGGGAUGGAACUGAAAUGGCCCUUGGGGCAUUCGAAUAGAGCGAGGACCAGGAAGGGACAGGCGGCCCGACGGUUGUAGCCACAAGAGGCAGUGCUGCCCCGGCGCCCGGCUCUGAGCCCGCUGUGACAGGUGGACAGACGCACCCCAGAGCUGGCCCUCCUGCGUCUGCCACGGCCUGGUCAGUUUCCUGGGCUUCCUGCUGCUGCUGCUCACCUUCCCCAUCUCCGGCUGGUUCGCCCUGAAGAUUGUGCCCACCUACGAGCGGAUGGUGGUGUUCCGGCUGGGCCGCAUCCGGACGCCCCAGGGGCCGGGCAUGGUCCUGCUCCUGCCGUUCAUCGACUCCUUCCAGAGGGUGGACCUGCGGACCCGCGCCUUCAGCGUCCCGCCCUGCAAGCUGGCCUCCAAGGACGGGGCCGUGCUGUCCGUGGGGGCCGACGUGCAGUUCCGCAUCUGGGACCCGGUGCUGUCGGUGAUGACGGUGAGGGACCUGAACGCGGCCACGCGGCUGACGGCCCAGAGCGCCAUGACCAAGGCCCUGCUCAAGCGGCCGCUGCGCGAGAUCCAGACGGAGAAGCUCAAGAUCAGCGACCAGCUCCUGCUGGAGAUGAAUGACGUGACCAGGGCCUGGGGCCUGGAGGUGGACCGUGUGGAGCUGGCGCUGGAGUCCGUGCUGCCGCCGCCCCAGGACGGCCCGGCCGCGCCCAGCCUGGACAGCACCCUCCAGCAGCUGGCCCUGCACAUCCUGGGGGGAGGCGCCCCGCCCCCGGGGCCAGCAGACACCCUGGAGAUGCUGAGUGAGGUGGAGCCGCCUGCCGCGCAGGCUGCAGCCGGGCCCAGCCCGAAGGAGCCUGUGGCCGAGGGGCUGCUCACUGCCCUGCAGCCCUUCCUGUCCGAGGCCCUGGUCAGCCAGGUCGGUGCCUGCUACCAGUUCAACAUCGGCCUGCCCGGCGGCACCCAGAGCAUCUACUUCCUGGACCUCAGCGCAGGCCCAGGGAAGGUGGGGCGUGGUGUGCCCGAGAGCGUGCCCGACGUGGUGGUGGAGAUGGCGGAGGCGGACCUGCGGGCCCUGCUGUGCAGGGAGCUGAGGCCCCUGGGGGCCUACAUGAGCGGGCGGCUGAAGGUGAAAGGCGACCUGGCCGUGGCCAUGAAGCUGGAGGCGGUGCUCAGGGCCCUGAAGUAGCACCGUGGCGGACACCCGUGGCCCAGGCUGGGCUGGCAGCAAGCCGGGGGCCUCUUGGAGGAAGCGGCAGCUUCGGCAUGGGAGAAGCGAGGCCCAAGAAGCAUCAGGGAGCCCGAGGCUGGGGCCCUUGGGUGGAGCCCAUGCUUCUCACCGAUGGUGGUUCUUGGGACCAGCUUUCGCCAGUGCCCAGCCCUGUGCUGGCUGUAGGGCCCAGCGGGAGAACCUGCAUCUGACUGGACAGGCAGGUUGCACGGACACAUGGUCAGGCCCUGUGCUCUGAGGAGUGCUGGGGGACGGGGAGGGCCCCUGCGGUCAGGCCCCGGCCGGUGGGGUGGCCCUGAGGCUCCUGGCCCCGUCCCCAGCCUUGCAUGCUGGACAGGCUGGCCAGGGCAGCAUGUGGGAGGGCCCUGGGUUCUUGGAAGCCCCAGACAAAUAAAUGUGGUGUUGACAGCGCGUGGGAGAGGAGGAGGAGGAGGUGGGAAGAGCAGGCUGUGG
Molecule: messenger RNA, 1995 nt
Organism: Lepus europaeus (European hare)
Lineage: Eukaryota; Metazoa; Chordata; Mammalia; Lagomorpha; Leporidae
Gene: STOML1
Product: stomatin like 1
Exons: 7
Coding region: 586-1500 (304 amino acids)
Cellular component (GO): plasma membrane
Source: RefSeq, a predicted model, not a curated record